ACUACGCCAAUACUACUAUGCUACAUUGAUUCUAAGCCUUUAUAGUUUCCUAUUAGACGUUAUGUACUCGGUAAGAGAUAGUUUUUUCAAAUCUAAUAUCACGUUAUCUUCUUACUUUUUUCUCGGUCAAUAUCUAUUCCUUAGCAUCUUCUACCUUCUACUGUAAUCGUCUUCACUUUUCUAAUAGCAGCAAACAGAUGUCUUCUAUGGACAUAACCAAACCACCGUAGUCUUCCAUUCACUAAAUUUAUUGAUGAUCGAUGCCACUAAUGUUAUUCUUUUUAUUUUGUAACUUUUCUUAUGCAUACGUCACGUGGAGCGCACGUGAUUUAGGUUUUUUUUGUGAGUCCUGAUUUCAACGGGAAUCAAACUAGGUUUUAGGACGGAUUCUCUUCCGAUUGGGGUUUCCGGUUCCGACGAUGGCGAUUCCACAUCCUUACGAUCCAGUAUAUUACAACAUUCCGUCCAUUCCUCCACUGGAGUAUGCCGGUUAUGACGACCCCAACGCCAUUAAUACACUCUUCGUUUCGGGUCUACCUGACGACAUCAAGGCACGUGAGAUCCACAAUCUCUUCCGCCGUCGACCUGGGUUUGAUUAUUGCCAACUCAAGUACACGGGCCGCGGCAAUCAGGUUGUUGCAUUCGCAACUUUUGUAAACCAUCCAUCAGCAAUGGCGGCUCUUCGUGAUCUGAAUGGUGUUAAGUUCGACCCUCAAACUGGUUCCACUCUGCAUAUUGAACUUGCAAGAUCAAACUCCAGAAGAAAGCGGAAACCAGGCCCUGAAGCUUAUGUUGUUAUUGAUAAGAGAUCCAUUGCUACUAAGGAUGAUCAAGAUUCUAGUGACGAUGGAGAUAGUGAAACUGAAGAACCAUCUGAAACCGACAAGGAUAAUGCAGCAAGGAGUGAUGAGGAGACGACUGGGGAUCCUGACAAUACUGUAGGUGCAGAAAAUGAACAGGCAGAAAAUACAGUGGAUGGAGCGUGUUCGACUUUGUUUAUUGCAAAUUUAGGUCCCAAUUGCACGGAAGAUGAGCUAAAACCUGUUCUUUCCCAGUACCCUGGAUUUAACACACUCAAGGUGCGUAACAGAGGUGGAAUGCCUGUUGCAUUUGCGGAUUAUGAGGAGGUGGAGCAAGCUACUGAUGUCAUGAAUGCUCUUCAGGGAAGCACACUACAAUCAUCUGACCGUGGAGGCAUGCAUAUAGAGUAUGCAAGAUCAAAAAUGAGAAAACGGUGAAAGGUGAAACCCUGAUCUUUAAGUGAAUUGGAUUCUUGUGGUUGUAGGAGUUGAGGAGAAAUGGUAGGUUGGCUGUAUGUGUAUUUAGUGUAUGUAUAUGCUCGUGUCUUAGUCAUAUUUUCACAAGACUCAAAAGCUAGAUGUAAUUUCAAGAUACCAAGGCUCUUCUAUCAUACGCUUUUUACUCGAACAAAUUUGACUUGUUUGUUUUGAUAGUUUUUGUCAAACCAACACGCU
Molecule: messenger RNA, 1475 nt
Organism: Lactuca saligna
Lineage: Eukaryota; Viridiplantae; Streptophyta; Magnoliopsida; Asterales; Asteraceae
Source: the annotation of a GenBank genome assembly